Messenger RNA from Lineus longissimus, 2813 nucleotides. RefSeq lists its product as uncharacterized. Gene Ontology annotation, cellular component: vacuolar membrane. Bases 52 to 1506 code for a protein of 484 amino acids. The record is from RefSeq and is a predicted model, not a curated record. Gene Ontology annotation, biological process: amino acid transmembrane transport. Gene Ontology annotation, molecular function: L-amino acid transmembrane transporter activity. The transcript is spliced from 14 exons. NCBI's taxonomy places the organism in Eukaryota, Metazoa, Nemertea, Pilidiophora, Heteronemertea, Lineidae.
UACAAAAUUGUGGAAAGAUCUGUUCCAAUUUACAUCCGAUUUCAAGCUAAAAUGGCUGUUUCGGCCACAUCAUCAGGGUCUAAGAGCACCAUAAAGAUUGUGGCCAACAUUUUUAUAUCAUUCAUUGGGGCAGGUGUCCUUGGUUUGCCGUUUGCUUUCAAGGAGGCCGGUGUAAUAGAAGGCAUUCUAGUCAUGUCAGCUGUAGGACUUGUUAGUGUAAAAGCAAUGCUCUUAAUCAUAGACUGUAAAUACAAGCUGAUCAAAAAGCACCAACUUUCGCCGACACAUAAAAAGGACCCUGGUGGCAGCGAUAAGAAGCUCAUAAUCGAUGUGACCACAGAGCGUGGGACCGGGGAGGAAAAAUGUGAUCUGUUGAGGGAACAAAAUGGCACAGUCAAGGAAGAUCCCAUGAUACCAGAGGCCCCAGGGCAAGAGUUAUCCUACGGCGAUGUUGGAUUUUAUGCCAUCGGAAAAUCGGGACGACUUCUGGUUGAUGUGGCUAUUUUGGUUUCACAAGUCGGUUUUUGUUGUGCCUACCUCAUCUUUAUACUUGAAAACUUGUCAGAUUAUAUAAAAGGAGUUCCUUUAUGGGGCUGGUUACUCAUUCUCCUGCCGCCGUUAUAUUUGCUCACCCUCCUCAGACAUCUGAGCAGCUUGGCUAUUUCAAGUUUGUUUGCUCAGUGUUCUAACCUGAUGGCAUUUGGUGUAGUUUUCUGGUUUGACUUGGAGCACCUCUAUAAAGUAGAGGUGCAUCCCAAGAGUAUGUCCAUAUAUGGUCUUCCAUUCUUCCUGGCCGUCGGCAUAUACUGCUAUGAGGGUGCAGGUAUGAUCCUCUCGCUGGAAUCCUCUAUGGCGAAAGAAAUUCGACAUAGAUUUAAAUGGUUGUUCAUGUCAACUAUGGUUAUCGUCACGCUGCUGUAUAUAUCAUUCGGAGUUUUUGGUUAUCUUUCAUUUGGUCCAGAAACAAACGCCAUCAUCACGCUAAAUCUGCCGAAGGGGUCCUCGUUGGAUUUUGCAAUCAUGGUCAAAUCCUGCCUGUGUCUUUCAUUAUUUUUUACAUACCCAGUCAUGAUGUUUCCUGUGAUGAGAAUACUAGAAAGAAAAUUAUCGAUGGAUCCGAAUAAACGAUGGCCUGGGAAUGUAUUGCGGUUCUUGAUGGUAUCUCUAACAGGCAUGAUAGUCAUGGUCAUACCCAACUUCGCCAAUCUAAUGGCAUUGAUUGGUGCCAGCUGCUGUACUCUCCUUGCAUUCAUCCUGCCAGGUCUUUUCCAUAUGUUUAUUUACAGGGGGACGUUAACCAAAUGGCAGUGGUUUGUGGAUGUUUUCCUCAUAUUGAUGGGCGUAGUCGGUACCAUAAUAGGAAUGUUGGAUACAUUCAGAAGACUCCAAGUCCAAGGAUAUUCUGCUCACGACGAACGAAUCAUUGCUCAAAAUAUAUCGCAUAUUAUGAUGACGUCGACUUCAACGAUGCCAGCUACGACUCUGAUAGUACCUACGACACAGUAGAGGUUUCCUAAGAGCAGGCGACAUAGUAUUCACCAAGUCAUUUUCACCCUUGUGUUUAACAAUACAAAACAUGACAUGACAUACUAUGUCAUGUCUUGAAAACAUGACAUAAUAUGUCAUAACGUGACAUGACAUAAUAUGUCAUGUCACGUUUUCAAGAGCGUGGUUGUUACAUGUGACACGUGAUACAUCAUAAUGUGGCAUGUGUCAUCAUGAAUCCUAUGUAAAAUUGUUGAAGGAGUUUUGUACAACAAGGACUAUGCUGUCUCAAACAUACAUGUAGACGGGUGUGAUUAGUACAACCAGAACUACACCGUCUAAAACAUAGACGGGCGUGAUGUAGCGGUUAAUGUUUUAGCCAUUGUGACAUGUAACAAGUGAAAGGCGACAAUUGUUGCGACAUGAUGAAUCUUAUGUAAACCAACUGAAGGAGUUUUGAUAUUACUCAUUACAACCAUGAAACAUACAGGGGCAUUUCAGUGUUAUAGCUGUUAUACAUGUAGCUUUAGCUAAAAUUUUAGCGUUAUACGUCUAGCUGAAGCUGAAAUUUCAGCGUUAUAGCUGAAUAUUAGUCUAAUGUGACCAAGGGGUACAUAUUAUUUUUCUUACACCUGUGUAGUGUAUUGUCCUGUACAAUGUGGUGAUUUGGGACCAGGAUCAUGCGUUCAAAAGUUUGUUAAAAUUUGUGUGACCUUUUGUAGAUGGCCAGCUAAAUGUUGUUAGGAAUUGUGAGUACUGGUCUAUAUGACCAUCAGAACAUAAAUAACACAAAGCCAUUGCUGAUAUUCAUGGUCCAGCAUAGUUUUGUCAGCUCUAUGUUCUUCAAAAAUAUUCUCAAUACCGUGUUAGCGCAGAAAUGAGUGUUUGAAAUUAACGUAUUUGCAUCGUGAUCUUAAAUCUAACAACUUGCUGCCAAGGUCUGGCAGAAAGAUAAAAUACAGCUGCUCAUAGUUGAGAAACAAAAAGUAGAACAUUUAAUGAUACGAAGAAAACUUCAGUGUCUGAAAAUCAUGGAUCUGUUAUCAUUGGGGAAGUCAUAUACUGCUUUUCCACUUGCUAUUCAUUUUGUCAACCUUGGAAAAUGUAUUUAAUACUGAAAAUCAUAGUCGUGUGAUGAUACAUGUACAAUUUGUACAGUUUUGUGUCUGGAGCCGUUUUGUAUUCAAAAAUGAAUCUGGUUUUGGGGAUCUCAUUUUUUGCGUUACUGAAAAAUAGUGACCAUGGUGACAGAAAAUAUUGAUCAUGCUGAAGAAGUGAAGCGGUACUGUAAGCCAUGAUAUUUUUGUGAGUGUUUUAUUUUCGCAAAU